GGUUCUUGUCUAAUGGAGCAUUUGCGCGAUCGUUCAUAAUUUUAUUUACCAUCAAUAUUGUAACACAUACAAAUAAAAAGAAUAUAAUUUUUAUAUAGUUAUUUGUCCACAUCAAUGGUGAAAUUUUUUGAAAUAUGUGUAAUUUAAAUAAAUAAAUUUAUUUUGAUAUAGCCUUUAUGAUCUCAUGACAAAAGGCCUUGCAGUACACAUAGAUUUACAAAUGUGUUGUUUUGAUAGAUAAUGGAUCCAAGAAUGUGUAGAAAAAUCAGCAGUAGUGAAAGUCUUCCAGAUGCGGACAAUUUGGAAUAUGAGGUAUCAACCAUCAUUGCGCCGCAAGAGAGCGACGAUAAUUUCAUGCUGGACGGUAGUCCCGAGCCUCAUUCCGUGACAUGGCUAGACAACGAUCAAAUAGAUGAAUUAGAUCUUAAUUUAGACCAAACUAAUCUCUGUUUUCAUAGAGUCGAUAGCGCAGAUAUUAUAUAUAGAAAUAAGAAGAAAAAAUGUAAAAUGGUAGGAAAAUAUGUGAUGGGAGAUGUGCUGGGAGAAGGCUCGUAUGGUAAAGUUAAAGAGAUGUUGGACUCGGAGACGCUCUGCAGACGAGCUGUAAAAAUACUGAAAAAGAGAAAAUUGAGAAGAAUACCAAAUGGUGAACAGAAUGUACAGAGAGAAAUACAACUGCUGCGGAUCCUUAGACACAAAAAUGUGAUAGAACUAGUCGAUGUAAUGUAUAAUGAUGAGAAACAGAAGAUGUACCUUGUGAUGGAGUUCUGUGUGGGUGUGCUGCAGGAUAUGUUGGAAGGAAGCCCUGGCAAGAAAUUUCCUCAGCGGCAAGCUCAUGAUUACUUUACUCAACUUUUGGACGGUUUGGAGUACUUGCAUGGCCAGGGUGUAGUCCACAAAGAUAUCAAGCCAGGAAAUUUAUUACUGACUCUUGAUCAGACAUUGAAGAUAACAGAUUUUGGUGUUGCUGAGGCUUUAGACAUGUUUUCUCCUGAAGACACAUGUUACACCGGGCAGGGUUCCCCAGCCUUCCAGCCGCCUGAAAUAGCAAAUGGUGCUGAACAGUUUUCUGGUGUCAAAGUAGAUAUCUGGAGCAGUGGAGUUACAUUAUAUAAUAUGACAACAGGCCGGUACCCGUUUGAAGGCGACAAUGUGUACCGGUUGCUGGAAUCCAUCGGUCGAGGCGAGCCGGCUCCACCUCCGCCUUCAUUAGGACCUACGCUCGGAGCCCUACUUACCAACAUGUUGAAAAGAGAUCCAGACCUUAGGCCGACUGUGCACGAAAUUAAAAGGCACUCUUGGGUGCAAGCUCGUCCUCCCCUGGAGGCAGGCGAGCGGAUGGUGACUCCUAGAUCUCGUCGGUCAGACGAGCUUCACACUUCCACUGUCAUCCCGUACCUCGUUGAACGUCACUACCCUUCGGCGCAGGAAUACUUCACUGAGCGGGACUACAGACACGAGCUGGGUGACGGCGGGUCGCGUACGCUGUCGACGGCGGAGCUGUCGGACGCGGAGUCCCGCGGGCGCAAGCGGCGCUGGCACUCGUCGUGCGGCCGCCUGCCGUCGUGCCGGCUGACGUGAUGCUGCGCCUGCGGGCCGCGCAGCCUGACGCCGUGCCGACUCACCUGACGCGGCGUCAGCACUGACGUCGCAACGCCUCACUUCGCGGCGUCACAUCCUCACUAACAUCGAAUGCGUUCAUUACUCCUAUACAUGUUCCAAGUUAUUCCCGGUUACUUGUUUCUCCACUUAGUCGUUAAUGUUAACACAAAUUUUACCUCCACCGUUGAUGUCGGAUAGUUACGCCUGAGACUUGUUUCUCACCCGUUUUGUUGCUAAAUUAAUAGUAGUUAGAAUUUGGUUACAUUUGUUGUAUCAUUUGCUCUGAACAAAAUCUUACGGCUGCGGUAUACUUAAUAUUACUAUUUAUUUGUUGGUGUAUGGCUGUUACAUGUAGGUUUCUCUGUAAUCCUCUAAAUAUUACUGUGUUCAACACCUCCAUUAGAAAUAUGUGAUUAAAUGUAUGCAUUGAGAGACCAAUAAAUUAUAGUAAAUUUUCUGAUAUGACAUUCAGUCACAUAUUUCUGUUAAAACCAAUAUUACCAUAGGCAUUGUAUGCAUAUUCAAUUAGAUAUCAAGGCGUUCAUACAAUGACAAAACAAAAUAUCAUAAAUGUAAAAUAGUACCUGUUUUAUUUGUGUAUCAAGAUGUAUGGUGUAAAGUGAACAUGUAUUUAGUGUAAUUAGUAGAUCUCAAAUUUUAUCGUGGCAAUAAAAAGAUAAAUAUUUUUAUAAAAAAUAUCGCUAUAAAACCAAAUUAAAAAUAGUGUUCUUGCCAAGAGGGAAGCACCGAUUAUAUUUUAUCAAUUAUAUGUUACUUGAUGUUCAUUUUUAGUAUCGAUCAUCGGUAAUGUUGAUGUCACCUGGAUCGAAGCCCACGGUUCCUCACUUAUUGGAAUGUUGUACAAACAUUUCUGAUUGUGAGUAGUUACUCUUAGCAUGGCUAUGUCGAUUGGAUGGUUCAGGUAUGAUCGAUUUUCUUAUUUUAGUUGUUAGAUGUAAAGUACAAGUUAUAAUGGCAAUUACAUUAAAUUGUCUGUGUAAUGUCGUUAAAUGUCAUCAAUUGGAAUUUAUAAAGAUGUUAAAGGUAUCGGUGGACAGGGUGAAUAGAAUUUGAGGGAGUGAAUAGACAAAAAGAGGAGUGAACGAUACUAGAAAAAAUUCACA
Messenger RNA from Spodoptera exigua (beet armyworm), 2726 nucleotides. The record is from the annotation of a GenBank genome assembly. Lineage: Eukaryota; Metazoa; Arthropoda; Insecta; Lepidoptera; Noctuidae.